This is a messenger RNA of Zychaea mexicana, 1631 nucleotides long. Its product is annotated as kinase-like domain-containing protein. The record is from RefSeq and is a predicted model, not a curated record. The coding region runs from base 321 to 1589 and encodes 422 amino acids. The transcript has 6 exons. Gene Ontology annotation, cellular component: cytoplasm. NCBI's taxonomy places the organism in Eukaryota, Fungi, Mucoromycota, Mucoromycetes, Mucorales, Lichtheimiaceae. Gene Ontology annotation, molecular function: protein serine/threonine kinase activity; ATP binding. Gene Ontology annotation, biological process: regulation of MAPK cascade; intracellular signal transduction; protein phosphorylation.
GAGUGUUCGCCGCUUGGCCCUCCCCGGGAAUCAACUUUUCCUUUCACAAAGUGGACAUGCACAAAAAGCAUGCUGCUCUUUCGAAUAUCUCGUGCGAUGGGCCUUCUUAUUAUCCCACUGCUGGCUUGCUGCUGCAACCCUCAUCCACCAGAAACCCAAUCCUCCCCCUUUCCUUCCUUUCUCCCCUUCCCGCUUCACCAUUCUUCUUUAAAUAAGCCUUUGAUUCUGCCCGAUUCUUCUUUCGUCCCCUUCUCCCUCUCUCUCUCUCUACUUACUCAUCGCUUAUUUUUACCCAUUCCUUCUAUAUACUACUUUAUAUUAUGCAACGCUCGAAAUCAGCAUCAAAUCGCUUAUCACCACCGUCACCGUCUUACUCGCCCGACGUCUCUAUACCCCAAACCACACGUCGUAAAUCAGCUGGUUGUUUGAAACGUAUCAACUCAUAUGGACAAUUAUCAUCGUCUGCCGUCGACAGCAGUAGCAAUUUGGCUGGCAAGAGUGCUUGGCGGUCCCCUGGACACUGUCAAAUUCCCGACGUUCUUGGUAACGCAUAUCUUAAACCCGAACUGCCAACCACAUAUGAUUUACGGCGUGUAGAUCAUUCGAAAAGAGUUUCUAGUCGUCCGUGGUAUCCACCCAGCCCCUAUUACGAGAUCCCACAGCCUCCGCCACUCACCCAAAAAACUGACAACGAGUUUGAACGUAAACUGCGCAAAAUUUUGAAAAGCGUGCGUGUACGCACAGCAGACCCUCGACUACGCUACGGCCACUUUCAAGAGAUCGGCACUGGUGUCAACGGUGCUGUUGUCCGCGCUCGUUAUCACCGGAAACCUGGAGUCCAAGUAGCCAUCAAGCGCUGUAUUCUUUACCCAGACCGCGACUACCGUCAAGCCAUUGUCCGUGAACUGUGUAUCAUGGCCAGCAAACACCCCAACCUGAUUCGACUUCGCGAAGUGUCUAUCUGGCGAGAUGACUUGUGGAUUGCCAUGGAUUUGAUGCGCUCGUCCGUAUUCACAGUCUUGUGUCGUCGAGGCAUUCCCGAGCAACACACAGUCUACAUUACAUGCGAAACGCUUAAAGCACUGAUCUACCUGCAUGCCAUUGGUUAUCUGCACCGAGAUAUCAAAUGUGAGAACAUUUUACUCGGGCGGGACGGUCAAGUAAAACUGGCUGAUUUUGGAUUAUCUGCAUGCACUGAUCGCCACAACCGCGAUCGUCUGGGUACGAACAAGUGGAUGGCCCCAGAGCUGAUUCGCCAAGAAGUCUAUGAUGAAAAGAUUGACAUGUGGUCGUUGGGUAUCACCAUCAUUGAAAUGAUGGACCGUGUGCCCCCUCAUUACUUGCUUAAAAACGAAGACGAGUUAUUUCAAACCAUCACAAGUGAACCUGGUCCAACGUUCAAGUAUAGUUAUCCCUCGAUCUAUAUGCGCGGACUUGUUGCUUGGCUCCUGGAUGAAGAGCCUCGAUCAAGACCCGGUGCAAAUGACGUGCUCAUGGAACUGGACGUGCACAUCAAAAGUAAUCUUCUCCCUUGCAGUUCGCCAUCAGAACUGGCACGUUUUCUUGGCCAAGUUUUGCCGCCUCAGUGAUCCAAAAGCAUCCAAUAAUAAAGCAUGUAUUCAUUGCCAUCC